AUGGGAGCUGUAAUAUCUCGUUUUAGGUCGCAAAAUAAUGAUAAUUAUGAAAAAAUUUUAUCAGAACUUGAUGAUAAUAUUCGUAAAGCAGAAGUACGUCUAGGAGAAAUAAGAAUACGAGAACGUAAUGCACUGAUAAUUUGGAUAGUGUAUUCAUUAUUGGCAUAUGUUGCAUAUGUAAUGGGAUAUUGGUAUUUUGUUUAUAUGUCUAAUGAGGAAGAAAAUUGGGAUUUCAUGAAAGUGGCUCCUGUAUUGACAGGUCCUUUUUUCAUAGUGAUUGGUUAUAGAUUUCUCGCUUUAUGGUACAAAAGAAAAGAAACCAACGAAAUAUCUCAACUUGAGCAUUUAAGAGCCAGACAAAGCCUUAAAGUAGAAGAAUUAAAAAAGAGAACUGGAUAUUAUACUACUAAAACUUUAUUAGAAAGAUAUGAUUCGCCAACAAAACCAAUGACCCCUGGUCAAAAAAUUCCUUUAAUAACAACACUAGGAAGUUUAAAAUCUGGUGCUCCACAACAACAACUUCAAUCGCUCAUCAAUCCAAAUUCUUUACGUCAACCUUCAAGAUCUACAAGUAGAAAAAGAAAAGGUAGCCAUGGUAGUCGUCGUGGUAGUACUGAUGAUGAUUUUGAAGAUAAUGAAUUUAAACCUUAUAAUGUUAGAGAUGAUGAAAUAGGUAAUCGUGAAGAAUAA
Messenger RNA from Entrophospora sp. SA101, 690 nucleotides. NCBI's taxonomy places the organism in Eukaryota, Fungi, Glomeromycota, Glomeromycetes, Entrophosporales, Entrophosporaceae. The record is from the annotation of a GenBank genome assembly.